AUGAAACAGUAUUUUUUAUAUAAAUAAUUUAAUAACAAUAUUAUAUCCGUAAUUUAUUGUACAAAAAUCAUUUCAGAAUACUGUGUUUUAGUGUAUCAUAAUGGAAGGUGACCAAAGAAGUUUAAACGAAGAUUAUAGUGAAAUAAUACGUCUUCCUAUUUCUUUAAAAUUAUCUUAUGGAAUAGGACAUGUUUUAAAUGACAUUUGUGCUUCUAUGUGGUUCAGUUAUUUAUUAGUAUUCUUUCAUUUGGUAUUAGGAUUUAACUCUACAUUAGCAGGUACAAUUUUACUUAUUGGUCAGAUAGCAGAUGCUUUAGCUACUCCAUUUGUUGGCCUUCAUUGUGAUAAAAUUGACGAUUUCUGGUUAUGUAAAUAUGGAAGAAGGAAAACUUGGCAUUUAAUAGGUACUUUAUGCGUACUGUUUGCAUUUCCUUUUAUAUUUUCACAUUGUAUUCAAUGUGAAACUGCUCAUCAAUGGGCACAACUAAUUUAUUAUGCAGCAUUUGUUAUAAUUUUCCAAUUUGGAUGGGCUGCAGUUCAAAUAUCUCAUUUAUCAUUAGUGCCAGAACUCACACCCAUUGAACAUGAAAGAACACAACUCAUAGCUAUCAGAUAUAGUUUUACUGUACUUUCAAAUAUUUUUGUUUACUGUAUUACUUGGGCAGUUUUACAUAUUAUGAAUAACAAAGACUCUCAGUCUCAAAUUGGUCCUGAUGAUGUAACAAAAUUUCAAGACAUUGUACUUAUAGGAAUAGGAACAGGAGCCAUAACAUCUAUUUUAUUUCAUAUCUUUGUUAAAGAGAGAUCUAUGAAUAAUGUUAAUGGUUCAUCGUGCACAAGUUCAAGAACAAUACCUUCAUUAUUAAAAGAUGUCCAAUUAUAUCAAGUAGCUUGCGUGUAUAUGCCCACGCGUUUAUUUGUAAAUUUAUCACAAAUUUAUGUUCCUUUAUAUUUACACAAGUCAUUAAGUAUGCCAGCUACAUCUUUAGCUAUCAUUCCCUUAAUAAUGUUUUUGAGUAGUUUUAUAAUAUCUUUAAUUAUAGAAAGAUUAAAUACAAAAUUAGGUAGAAAAAUAUCAUAUUGUUUUGGUGUUUCUUUGGGUUUAUUUGCUUGUAUUUGGAUAAAAUUUGGUAUUGGUAUAAUCUAUACAUCAUAUGAAAUCUAUCCAGUAUCUGUAAUGUUAGGAUUUGCUGGAUCUAUUAUGCUAGUGACUAGUCUUGGUAUUACAGCAGAUUAUAUAGGGCAAAAUGUGAACAGUGGUGCAUUUGUAUAUGGUACCAUGAGUUUUACAGACAAACUUUGCAAUGGAUUAGCAGUUAUACUUAUUCAGUAUUUAGAAGGGUGGGUUAAUUCAAAAAGUUUUUAUCAAAACGUUUUAGUUUAUGCUUGUAGUGCUUCCGCUAUAUUUGGUCUGUUCAUGAUAAUAUGCAUAAAACCAUUUCAUAAUAAUGGAGCAUAUAGUACAUUAAGUUCAGUGCAAACUACAACAUUACUGGAAAAUGAAUCUAAUGAUGUAUUUAAUCAAGAACAUGUUACGUAGCUAAUUUUUUUUUUGUAAAAUGCAUUUCUUUAAUUGACAUCAAAAAGAAAGUUACUAUUCAAUAAGUAUACUUUAUAUAUAUAUUGUAAGAAGUGUA
Molecule: messenger RNA, 1637 nt
Organism: Megachile rotundata (alfalfa leafcutting bee)
Lineage: Eukaryota; Metazoa; Arthropoda; Insecta; Hymenoptera; Megachilidae
Product: major facilitator superfamily domain-containing protein 12
Biological process (GO): carbohydrate transport
Cellular component (GO): plasma membrane
Molecular function (GO): symporter activity
Source: RefSeq, a predicted model, not a curated record